AUGCCAGGAGGUCACUGGCACCGUAUUAAGGUGAUGCCAGGUCACUGGCACCGUAUUAAGGUGAUGCCAGGAGGUCACUGGCACCGUAUUAAGGUGAUGCCAGGAGGUCACUGGCACCGUAUUAAAGUGAUGCCAGGAGGUCACUGGCACCGUAUUAAGGUGAUGCCAGGAGGUCACUGGCACCGUAUUAAGGUGAUGCCAGGAGGUCACUGGCACCGUAUUAAGGUGAUGCCAGGAGGUCACUGGCACCGUAUUAAGGUGAUGCCAGGAGGUCACUGGCACCGUAUUAAGGUGAUGCCAGGAGGUCACUGGCACCGUAUUAAGGUGAUGCCAGGAGGUCACUGGCACCGUAUUAAGGUGAUGCCAGGAGGUCACUGGCACCGUAUUAAGGUGAUGCCAGGUCACUGGCACCGUAUUAAGGUGAUGCCAGGAGGUCACUGGCACCGUAUUAAGGUGAUGCCAGGUCACUGGCACCGUAUUAAGGUGAUGCCAGGAGGUCACUGGCACCGUAUUAAGGUGAUGCCAGGAGGUCACUGGCACCGUAUUAAGGUGAUGCCAGGAGGUCACUGGCACCGUAUUAAGGUGAUGCCAGGAGGUCACUGGCACCGUAUUAAGGUGAUGCCAGGAGGUCACUGGCACCGUAUUAAGGUAAUGCCAGGAGGUCACUGGCACCGUAUUAAGGUGAUGCCAGGAGGUCACUGGCACCGUAUUAAGGUGAUGCCAGGAGGUCACUGGCACCGUAUUAAGGUGAUGCCAGGAGGUCACUGGCACCGUAUUAAGGUGAUGCCAGGAGGUCACUGGCACCGUAUUAAGGUGAUGCCAGGUCACUGGCACCGUAUUAAGGUGAUGCCAGGAAGUCACUGGCACCGUAUUAAGGUGAUGCCAGGAAGUCACUGGCACCGUAUUAAGGUGAUGCCAGGAAGUCACUGGCACCAUAUUAAGGUGAUGCCAAGUCACUGGCACCGUAUUAAGGUGAUGCCAAGUCACUGGCACCGUAUUAAGGUGAUGCCAGGAGGUCACUGGCACCGUAUUAAGGUGAUGCCAAGUCACUGGCACCGUAUAAAUACAAACAUUAAUCUAACCUUUGGAAUAUGCGAAACAAUCUCGGCUCAAUAA
Molecule: messenger RNA, 1116 nt
Organism: Procambarus clarkii (red swamp crayfish)
Lineage: Eukaryota; Metazoa; Arthropoda; Malacostraca; Decapoda; Cambaridae
Source: RefSeq, a predicted model, not a curated record